Messenger RNA from Camellia sinensis, 1461 nucleotides. The record is from RefSeq and is a predicted model, not a curated record. Lineage: Eukaryota; Viridiplantae; Streptophyta; Magnoliopsida; Ericales; Theaceae.
UGGCAUCUAAUGUUACUGUCAUUGAUUAAGUCAUUUAGUUGAUUGUUGGAAUGCUAUAGUUGUUGAACUAUGACGGUAAAUCUUUAUACAAUCAGCUCUUAGGAACCAUGACCAGUAGAUUAGUUAUACAGUUAUAUAGCAUUGUUUAGUUUCAAUCAAUUGAAUUGAAACCAAGUACUCUCUCUCUCUCUCUCUCUCUCAUCUUUACAAAUUUCAUAUACUCCCCAAUGGAACCACAAAGAGAGAAACCAUGUCCUUCCAAGUCCUCAAGCACCACCUCUACACCAGAGGCUCCUCCAUGUCCAGACACUUCAAUGGAGAACACACAAGAAGAAAGAACAGUAGUAGUAGAAGAAGAAGAAGAUGGAGAACUAGAGAAGAUGAUUGAUCUCAAGCUCUCUUGUAAGGACUCCAAUGAUAUGUUCAAACCAGAACUCAAUCUUAUUGAUUGUUUGAACAUGGAUUCAACUCGAACUUCAUCAGCAAAUCCCCAAAAACCGGAGGCCGAGCCAAGGGUUUUCUCAUGCACCUAUUGCAGAAGAAAGUUCUUUAGUUCACAAGCACUUGGAGGACACCAAAAUGCACACAAAAGAGAGAGGACUUUAGCUAAAAGAGGACUUAAAAUAUGGUCACCUGUACCACCUCAUGGGCACUCUUAUUGGCACCAUGAUCAGCAUGACCAUUAUUCUAGCUUGGCUUCUCUUCCCCUUCAUGGUGCUUAUAAUUAUAAUUCUAGGGCUCUUGGAAUACAGGCUCAUUCGAUGAUCCAUAAGGCUUCUAACAUGCCAAGUUCUUCAGGAUUUAGGAGUUUGUAUGGACAUGGUGGAUGGUCAAGGCUUCCUAUUGAUCAACAACCAGCUGUUGGGAAGCUAGCCACACAGAAUCACCAUGCAAAUCCAUCAUCAUCAACUGGACUUUCCUCAUCUCGAGGUGGCGUUGGAAGAUUUGACGCGGUGAGGAUGAUGAUGACUGGUUCUCCCGCCGAUGAGGUAAUUGGUGGUUAUUGGUGGGCAGGUGGUGGCAACAGCCGGUUGAAGACCAAUCAAGAUGAGAUGCAAAAGCUUGACUUGUCCCUCAAGCUCUAAGUACCUCUUUUUUUUUCUUUUUUUUUUUAAACAAUCUCAUUUUAAAGCUUUGAUCUUUCCCUUGGUUGAGUUGACGAUUAGGUAUAGUUUUUUUCUUUGAAAGUAAUUUUGUUGUUUAUUUAUCAUAGGGAAGUCUAGAAAUUUGGUUUCUUUGUUCUAGACUUGGAACUGUUUAGUUCAUACAUGUAUAUAUGUUCAAUUUUUUGGUAUUAUUUUGUACUCAUAUUAGAUGAUUGCUUAAGAUGGUUUAGUCCUCCGUGCCUCUAAAUGUAUAAAGGUGAUACUAAAUGUUGUAGCUGUACUUCUGUCUCUGAAUUUAAAGGUAGAGUCGAAAACAUUGUAAGGAAUAUUGGCUCCGGAUCCUCAAUCCCCAAAA